UUUAAAAAUAUUUUCAAAUGCCGAAUUUUAUCUUCAUAUUAAUUAAUGUACCGUUAAAAUACAAUAACCCAAAACACAUUUCCAAGAAUACUACGAACGAACAAAAUCCCGCGUGUAUCGGCGACGUAAAGUGGGAAUUCAUUAAUGAAAUGGUAAACAAAGAGCAGCACAACAGACAAGUACCGUUUCGCUAGCCAGCUUCAAAACGUAAACAUUAACCAUUACACAUACCAUAGCUGUAGCUAGCUAAACUUUGGUUUAGAAAUGGUUACAUCGAUUGUUGAUAAUGACCAGGCUGUACCUGCUACAGGUAUUUGUGCAAAUCAACAAUACAAUGAGCGGAAAGAGGUCCUUUUGGACCAAGGAGAUGGAAUGCUAGAUGCUGGAAACUUGACAAAGUGUAAAAAUGCUGUGUGUUACAUAUAUUGCAAUUCCGAAGAUAGUGUUAGACGUGGUACUGGUUUUUUUGCCACAUUGAAAAUUGCUGACACAGAACAUCAUGUUAUUGUUACAAAUAAUCACGUGAUAAAUAACAAAGAAGAUGCCGCCAAUGCUGUUGCAAGAUUUCAUUAUGAAGGAAAUUUACCAGGUGCCGACGCCCGUCUCAUGCCUGAUGUCUUGUUCUAUACCGAAGAGGUGUUGGACUACACAAUCAUUGGCUGUGAUCAUGAUUUAAUUCAGCAUAAUUUCUGCAUUGAUCCAAUUGAAUUCCAAAACGAAGAAAACAUCAACAUUGGUGAUGACAUUUUUAUAUUUCAGCAUCCAAAAGGAGAAACAAAGAAAUUUAGCUAUGAAAAAAUAUCGAAUAUUGGUCGUCCCUUUGUUUACUAUAACGCUGACACGGAUAUUGGAUCCUCUGGUAGUGUCGUAUUGCGCAAGUUCAAACCUAUUGCAAUUCACUGUAAGGGGAGUGACUCUUUGAGAUAUAACAAAGGAACUCUUUGCAGUGAAAUACUUAAUCAUCUGAAUUAUGGGACUUAUACAACUCCUAAGCCUGUAACAGAAUCAGCUGAUCAAUUGAAAAGAAGGUUGAGUGAGCAAGGUGACAACCAGAGAAAUAGGGAUACGCCUAUGACACCAAGUCCUAGCAAAAAAUACUGCACGGUUGAUCUCACCUUAAGUGCGCAGCCCAGUGAAGAAACAUUGGAAGAACUAUCCAAAGAUAUCGCCACUUAUUGGAAACAUCUAGGACGAAAACUCAAAGUACCAAAUUCUAAAAUCGAAAUGAUUCAUAAGGACCAUAUAAAUUAUGAUGACAUUGCAGAAAAAGCGUUUCAAAUGUUAUUAGCUUGGAAAGAUGGUGGAGGUAGCUGUGCAACGAAUCAGGUUUUGAAGGAUGCUUUGAUAGCGUAUGGGAAGGUUGAUACAGCUCGAAAACAUUUCUCGUAAAAUUAUGACAUAAUGCAUCAUUGUUAAGACUGAGGAUGAAGGAGGUGAGCAGAAUUAUGCCGUCAGAAUAAACUUCUCCGCAGGUAAUUAAAUGAUGGAAUAAUGUAUCAAUGUUAGUUUUUGCUUUGUUUCUUGUACACUCGACAUGAAGUGGAGUGAAAGAGAAGAGCUGAAUUAUGCUGUCGGGAUAAACUCAGAUGGAGCUUUUUCUUAUUUUGUUAUGUUUCAUCUUAUCUCCUUGGCUGUGUUUUUUUUCUUUGAUCCAUGCUUUUUUCUUUCAUUUUUAUAUGUAUUUAGUUAUAUUUAUCAUAUUUUUAGCCUUAAUAUUUUAUUUGUAUAUAUUUGAAGAAACAUAGGGUAUAUAACAAAUUUAUCGACUUUUUUUUUCCAUCUGGAAAUUUGCAGUUGGAAAUAAAUACAUAUUGUUGUUCCAUA
Molecule: messenger RNA, 1824 nt
Organism: Hydractinia symbiolongicarpus
Lineage: Eukaryota; Metazoa; Cnidaria; Hydrozoa; Anthoathecata; Hydractiniidae
Exons: 5
Coding region: 265-1389 (374 amino acids)
Biological process (GO): signal transduction
Molecular function (GO): protein binding
Source: RefSeq, a predicted model, not a curated record